Molecule: messenger RNA, 5527 nt
Organism: Ailuropoda melanoleuca (giant panda)
Lineage: Eukaryota; Metazoa; Chordata; Mammalia; Carnivora; Ursidae
Gene: AHR
Product: aryl hydrocarbon receptor
Exons: 11
Coding region: 672-3179 (835 amino acids)
Biological process (GO): response to xenobiotic stimulus; regulation of transcription by RNA polymerase II; xenobiotic metabolic process
Cellular component (GO): aryl hydrocarbon receptor complex; nucleus
Molecular function (GO): transcription cis-regulatory region binding; nuclear receptor activity; protein dimerization activity
Source: RefSeq, a predicted model, not a curated record
UAUGCUGGGCGGAGCCGGAGAGGGGUCGGGGGCGCUUCUGCUAUUCAGCCGGUGUGUGCCGCGGCGAGAGGCUUCACAGGGAGAGUCCGUUCGACGCUCGGUCCCGAAAACGUGACCAGGACCACUGUCUCAGACCAGAGGCAGCCGCGUAGCCGAGCGGAAGCUGGUGGCACCGGAGUGCGGACCGGAGUCCGAGUUCUGCAGGCGGGAAGCACCCGGGAUAGGGGAAGCCCCAGGAGCAGCGCGGCGGCGCCUCCCUGACCCAAGGGGCCACGGCGACGGUCACGGGGCGCGGCGCCACAGCGCGCGACCCAGGCCAGGAUUCCAAACAGGCGGCCCAGGCUCCUCCUCCACCCGGGCCGCCUCACCUGCGGACAGCGCUGCGCCGCCUUCGCGGGUAUAGACGGCACCUGCGCCGCUUCGCUCACUGGUCUCCGCCCCUCGCACCUUAGCUCCAGGCCCGGGCAGCGCACCCGGACGCGCGGGGCUGCUGGAGCCCCAGCUCGGGGCGUGCGGCGUCUUUGCCACCGCCCGGGGAGGACGCAGGUGGAGCAGGCGUGACUUCGUGGAAGCCGUCGCCGGCCGCUGCAGUCCUCCUGGUCGCUGCCGGGUCCCGGGCACCGGGCAGUCUGAGCCCGCUCCCGGGGAGGAGCCACCGCCGGCUGGGCACCAUGAACAGUAGCAGCGCCCACAUCACCUACGCCAGUCGCAAGCGGCGGAAGCCGGUGCAGAAAACUGUCAAGCCGAUCCCAGCUGAAGGAAUCAAGUCAAAUCCUUCCAAGCGACAUAGAGACCGACUUAAUACAGAGUUGGACCGUUUGGCUAGUCUGCUGCCUUUUCCACAAGAUGUUAUUAAUAAGCUGGACAAACUUUCAGUUCUUAGGCUCAGUGUCAGUUACCUAAGAGCCAAGAGCUUCUUUGAUGUUGCAUUACAGUCCUCCCCAGCUGACAGAAAUGAAGUUCAGGAAAACUGUAGAACAAAAUUCAGAGAAAGCCUGCAUCUGCAAGAAGGAGAAUUCUUACUACAGGCUCUGAAUGGCUUCGUGCUGGUUGUCACCACAGACGCUUUGGUCUUCUAUGCUUCUUCUACCAUACAAGAUUACCUAGGGUUUCAGCAAUCUGAUGUCAUACAUCAGAGCGUGUAUGAACUCAUUCAUACUGAAGACCGAGGUGAAUUUCAGCGUCAGCUACACUGGACAUUAAACCCUUCACAGUGUACAGACUCUGGACAAAGAAUUGAUGAAGCUAAUGGCCUGCCACAGGCAGUAGGCUGUUAUACCCCAGACCAGCCUCCUCCAGAAAACUCUUCCCUUAUGGAAAGGAGCUUUGUGUGCCGACUCAGGUGUCUGCUGGAUAAUUCAUCUGGUUUUCUGGCAAUGAAUUUCCAAGGGAGGUUGAAGUAUCUUCAUGGACAGAACAAGAAAGGGAAAGACGGAUCAAUGCUUCCACCUCAGCUGGCUUUGUUUGCAAUAGCGACCCCACUUCAGCCACCGUCCAUCCUCGAGAUCCGGACCAAAAACUUCAUCUUUAGAACCAAACACAAACUAGACUUUACACCCACUGCUUGUGAUGCCAAAGGAAAACUUGUUUUAGGCUAUACUGAAGCGGAGUUGUGCAUGAGAGGAUCGGGAUAUCAGUUCAUUCAUGCCGCUGAUAUGCUUUACUGUGCUGAGUACCAUAUCCGGAUGAUUAAGACUGGAGAGAGUGGCAUGAUAGUAUUCAGACUUCUUACCAAAGACAACCGAUGGGCCUGGGUUCAGUCUAAUGCUCGCUUAGUGUAUAAAAAUGGAAGACCGGAUUAUAUCAUUGCAACUCAGAGGCCUCUAACAGAUGAAGAAGGAACAGAACAUUUACGAAAGCGAAAUAUGAAGUUGCCUUUUAUGUUUACUACUGGAGAAGCUGUGUUAUAUGAGAUAACCAGCCCUUUUCCUCCCGUGAUGGAUCCCUUACCAAUAAGGACUAAAAAUGGUGCAAGUGGAAGAGAUCCUGCUACCAAAUCAACUCUAAAUAAGGAUUCUCUCAAUCCCAGUUCCCUCCUGGCUGCCAUCAUGCAACAGGAUGAGUCUAUUUAUCUCUAUCCUGCCGCAAGUAGUACACCGUUUGAAAGAAAUCUUUUUAGUGAAUCUGUGAAUGAAUGCAGUAAUUGGCAAAACAAUAUCACACCAAUGGGAAGUGAUAGUAUCCUGAAACAUGAGGAAAUAGGUCAUUCUCAGGAAAUGAACCCAACACUCUCUGGAGGUCAAUCAGGGCUCUUUCCAGACAAUAGAAAUAGUGAACUCUACAGCAUUAUGAAACAGCUAGGCAUUGAUUUUGAAGAUAUCAAACACAUGCAACAGAAUGAGGAAUUUUUCAGAACGGACUUUUCGGCUGAGGAUGACUUCAGAGAUAUUGACCUAACAGACGAAAUCCUGACGUACGUCCAAGAUUCUUUAAGUAAGCCUACCUUCGGGUGCUCCGAUUACCAGCAGCAGCAGCCCGCGGCUCUGACCUCGAGCUGCAUGGUACAGGAGCACCUGCAGUUAGAGCAGCAGCAGCUCCAGCAGCAGCAGCUGUGUCAGAAAAUGAAGCAUAUGCAGGUCAAUGGCAUGUUUGCCAAUUGGAACUCUAACCCGUCUGUGCCUUUUAGUUGCCCUCAGCAAGAAAUACCACAGUAUAAUGUCUUUCCCGACUUACCUGGGACCAGUCAAGAGUUUCCCUACAAAGCUGAGAUCGAGACAGUGCCAUACACUCAGAACUUUGUUCCCUGCAAUCAGUCUGUGUUACCACAACAUUCCAAGGGGACACAGUUAGACUUUCCCGUAGGAAAUUUUGAACCAUCCCCAUACCCUGCUACGAAUAUAGAUUUUGUCACGUGUUUGCAAGUUCCUGAAAACCAAACACAUGGACUAAAUCCAGAGUCAACCAUAAUGAGUCCUCAGUCGUGUUAUGCUGGGGCUGUGUCCAUGUACCAGUGCCAGCCGGAGCCCCAGCCCAGCCACGUGGCUCCCGGGCCCUACAAUCCCACCAUGCCGGCUCCACAGGCAUUUCUAAACCAGUUUCAGAAUGGAGGAGUUUUAAAUGAAACCUAUCCAGCUGAAUUAAACAUAAAUAACACUCAGACUGCCACACAUCUUCAGCCCCUUCAUCACCCACCAGAAGCCAGACCUUUCCCAGAUUUGACAUCCAGUGGAUUCCUGUAAUUCCAAGCCCAUUUUAAGCACCUUGGUUUUUGGAUGAGUUUGCAGAAGAUUACAGAAUCAUCAAACUGUCAGUGUUGGUCAUCAGCAAGUUUACAUAGAGGCAUUAAUGUGUGGUGUUCGCGCUGUUUUUCCAAACCAAACUUCAGUGUUUUUAAGCGUUAAAAAAAUUAUCAAAAAUACAAAGUGUGCUGCCGCAGAGAGUGAGAUUCCAUCCCUAUUUCACGGGAUUCUGAGUACCGGAGAAUAUACAAGUUAUUUAGGGGAACUUUAGGACACUUCUAAAUCAAGAUUUGUGAGGAAAAAAAAUGAAAUACUUUUGAGUUUUCAACUUCUGGUUUAUCAAUACACCAAAUACAAAAUUAAACUCUUAUUUAUAGCUUAUUUAUAGCUUCGGCUUUUAUCUCAGAUAUUAAAAUAAGCGGUUUGGUGCUUUUAUAAAAGAUAAUCUCUUUCCUCCUUCAUUGUUCAUGUAAGUGCCUCACAAUUUUUUAUACCUAUAACACUGUAGGAUGUAUAUUUGAUAGAAAAUAUACCGUUUUUUAAUUAACAUUCUGCGCUCAAAUAUUAUUUGUAUUUCUUAAAUUCAGUCAUUUUUAUUAUUCCAAGCAUGUUUUAACUGCACUAACCCACUUUCUUCAGGAAAAGGGCAAAUAAUGAUUGAAAAGAUAUUUAUUAUAUAAUCUAGUUGCUUCUAGACUCUAAAUGUUGCUCUGUGCCUUAUGUUGAAAAAUUUUGAAAGUAAAAUGUGUUUCCGAAUUAUUUUUUGAAUGAUUAUCAUAUAAACAUUAAGACCGCAGCACUAAAACAUCAACAGUGUUUCAGUGACAGACAUAUACUACCAUUUACCUUUACCUUUACUAAAAUCUCCGUGAUCACUGAAUGUGGAGAAACCUGCUUGAAAGCAACCAUGUCCAUUAACUUGCAGUGAGGAGAAGUAGCUUUAUUUCUAGCUCUUUAAUUAAUCACCCACAUCAAUGUGUAUAAAUUCUUUAAAAAUUAUUUUAGAUCUAGAAUGAGCUUUAAGGUAUAGUAUGUUGACUUUAUAAAUUUCACUUCCUAGUACAGUGGAAACUAUUUUUCUCAUAUCUGAGGAGUGUUAAGAUUGAAUAUAGCAAUGUUUGAUGCAAAGUAUUGUUAUGAGUGAAAUGAAUGGUGCAUUUAUAGUUUAUAAUGAACAAAAUUAUUUGUAAAAUAUUUUCAAUCUUUCAUUUAAAAAGUCUGUACCCUAUAUAUGCACCUAAUUUGGGUCUUAACAUAUUUUAUCAGUGUGUCUUUUUAAGAAAUCAUACAAUGAAUCCAACUGCUUUUACUUUGGUAUUAAGAGAACCAUGAAGUUCUUUCUCUUCAAACAUUAUGUUGUUUAUAUGAUAUGACCUUUGUUAUCAGUAAGGCAAAUUAAUCACCCUACUAACUUUACCGUCCUCAGGUGAUUUUUAAAAAAUAGCCUUUUAUUUAAAUGUGACAUCUGAAGGGCAGACACAGAUUGCAUGUAUUAUAUGAAAACAUGAUGGAAUCUCAAACUGAGAUGUAGUAUUAAAAUAUUUUUCACUUUUUUUUCGUAAAUGUAUAUAAAAGUGGCUUCAGACAAAAUAUGUCAGUUAUAUGCAUUUUCAGUCAAAAUUUUCAAUCUGUAGAAUCAAUUUAAAUGUUGAAAAAAAUUUUAUCUAAAACAUUUCAUAAUUUGUUUUCAGCAUGAGAUAUCACUGAAGAUUUACAGCAGGGUCUGUAUUAAUAUUCCAUUUUUUACAUUUAAGCCUUUCAUUAAAAGUCUUCAUGUAACCAUUUUUGUUAGUCUUUUCCACGUUAUUGGGUGAAUUAUUUAGCAGAAAAAUAGGCUUAUUUUAAAUUGUGACUAGGAUGACAGUUAUGCACUUAUACAGUUACAAAAUUUUAAAGCAAUAUUGUAUAUUUUUAUCUAUAUAAAAUAACUAAAAUGUAUCUAAGAAUAAUAAAAUCACAUUAAACCAAAUACACAUUUGUCUAAGUGCCAAACAAAGGCUGCGCUGUGUGUACCUGCCCUAACGAGGGAUUCGUUUUUACUUGAUGCGCACUUCUGAGGAUAUGGAUGUGUCUACUUUGAAUUCUUCCUAUACCAGGUUGUUCUUACAGUAUCUGAAGAUUUACCAGUGUUCCAGUGUAUUAGGAAGCUGUCAAUCAUUACUGCACACCAACUAGUGUUUCUCAGUAUUACCAAAUUUUAGGUAGAUGUUUUCAUGGCUUUUCUCUUUUCUUCAAAAUGUUACUGCUUACCUAUACCAUGCAUACGUUUUUGUUUAAAAUAUGAUUUAUAACAUCCUUAUCAAACAAAAUUGUAUACAACAUAUGGUAAUAAAAUAAUCACUAAAUAU